Molecule: messenger RNA, 1631 nt
Organism: Pomacea canaliculata
Lineage: Eukaryota; Metazoa; Mollusca; Gastropoda; Architaenioglossa; Ampullariidae
Exons: 3
Coding region: 290-784 (164 amino acids)
Cellular component (GO): extracellular region
Molecular function (GO): cytokine activity
Source: RefSeq, a predicted model, not a curated record
UGCUGAGUAGAAUUACUCACCACUGACUAUAAUUUUUAAAUAUAGGAUUUUUAUUUUCACGAAGAACGGUCUAAUAAACAGGGUACAUUCCCUUUGUUAAAAUUAUACUUGUACGUAAAAAGAAAGAAAUCCCCGUUAAACAUUAUUUAAAUGAAAACAUCGCUGAACACCUCUAAGUUGUUCAGCCUCAGCCUUUGGAGCAAGUCUGUGUAAACACAUUUCAGAGGAACUUAGAGGUUUCAAGUCCCGUACCUUGACAGGGUCUCCACCGGGUGUUUAUUUGCAAAAAAUGAUGGAAAUUGGUCUGUUGAUGAUACUGAUGUCGGGGGCAGUGGCUGUCGCUGACCUGUUGGAUGCGGACGAGACCUUCUACCUGGACUCCAACCUGAGGAAGGCCUCCAGGAAUGGAGUUCUGGCCAACAGGACCGUCCGUGGUGGGGAACGAAGCUCCGUCUUCUCCGGCCUCAGCUACUGCCCCUCCAGUGUGUAUGGGCCACGAAAACAAGAGAGCAUCAUGGACGCACUCCCACGGACAUCCUCGUGCCCCUGGCAGUGGACGCUGAACUACGACAGUGACAGACAGCCGUCCACCCUCCUGACCGCUACCUGUUCUUGUCACGAUUGCCAGAACACUGCCUCAGGUUUCACCUGUUCGCCGGUCUUCUACUACCGGAGGGUGAAGUACAUCGGGUCCAAGCAGAAGUACGGGGAAAAACUCUUUCCCAUCAGUGUCGGGUGCACGUGCAACCGUUAUUCUGUCCUCGGCAGUGGCUCCGCUCCGUAACAGUUAAAGCGCUGGGAGAGGCAGAAACAACAUCCCGAGAAGUUGAACAAUCCUCUGGGAAAACUUAAGCCACGACUUGAACUCGACAAGAACUGAAAUAAGUCGAAAAAUUUAAUUGUUUGGAAAAAUUUGCUAUCUUCGUGCUUAGAGCCCUGCUAAAUAAUUAAAUAAUGUCUGCAUGGUGUUCAGUCUCUUCCGGUGUGGUUGACUUUGCUCCGCGCUUGUGUCACGCACCAGCACCGGAGUAUUUAAUGAUUGGGAAAGAUGCAAGGGUAUUUUAUAAACCAACAAAUGAAAAAUGAAUAAAGGAAAGGGGGGAAUUUAAGAGACAAAUUUAAACUCCUUCUUUAUAUUGAGAAGACGUUUUUCCGUUAAAUACAAAUUUCGUUUUGUGGUAGGAGGUAUCUGCGCAUGCGUGCUCUAAAGGCUUCUGUGGUUUUCUUCCUAUUCUCCUCCCCUUCCCCCACAACCAGCUUCCUUCAGAACAUGUAUAUUUUAUUCUGCUCUUUUCCUUUUUGUUUGAAUCCACCCUUUCAUAACCCAGUCCCGCGGACUUGAAGCCGCUGGUUCCUGUAGGACAAAGAUGUCUCAGUGUAGACCACAUUGGUCACUGACAGCAGAUCACCAUCUCCAUUUAUUAACUUCUCGUUUAUUAUUUUUAAGUUUGUGGCUCGACUACUUCUUAGUCUGAAAUAAAUUUAGAUUUUUUUGGACGUUCUUUAUGAGCUUCAUUUGCAUAAUCUCUCAACAUUUCACUUCCUGAUAGCGAUUAUUUUUAGUGGGGUGGGCGUGAGGGAGUACUUGCUCAACGCUGUGACUGCUUUUAUUUCAUGUCAGGUUUGCUAAG